AGAAUUGCCACACCUCUGUUUCCGCUGGAAUCGCAUGCUGUCCAUUGUGCACCAAAUCACUUAUCAACUGCGGCAGAUUUUUACAGAUAGAGUUAGCUCCAACGCUGCGCUCAUUCUUAGAGGAUGAAAGGAUGUAUGAAUACUUCUCACCACCCAACCAUGGCACUUCUGAUGCCUACAGUGAUCUAACAGAUGGGGAUGAAUACAAGAAGGUGAGGUCUGGAAGCGGCAAAUAUGACUUCUCUUUGUUCUGGAACACUGAUGGUGUUAAGGUGUUCAAAAGCUCAACCUCUUCCUUGUGGCCCUUGCACUGUGUAAUCCCUGAACUGCCCCCCCGACUACGCAAGAAAUUUCAACUACUGACUCUCCUUUGGUGUGGCUCAAAGCCUGACGUUAAUACCUUUCUUCGACCAUUUUGUUUGGAAGUGAAAAAACUCGCAUUGCAGGGUUUGAGAUGGACUCAUCCUGUAACUGGACGACAACUGAUAUCCCGUAUUUUUGCACCAGUCACAUCUGUGGACGCCGUAGCAAAGGCUCUGCUGCAGAAUAUUCGCCAGUUUAAUGGCUUGCAUGGGUGCUCUCUAUGUGAGGCCCCUGGCAAAACUUGUCAGCGCAAUGGCUCCUCCCGAUCAUGGAUUUAUGUUCCGGGUACGCAUGCUUUGCGAACGGGGAGUGGCAUGAAGCAGCAGGCCGUACAGGCUGUGAAUAGCCAAACUGUAGUACAGGGCGUAAAAGGGCCGUCUGUAUUGAGUUUGAUUCCCCGUUUUGAUUUGGCGUCCAGUUUUGUAAUAGAUUACAUGCACUGUGUACUGCUAGGGGUAGUGAAAAUGCUAAUGGCCACCUGGUUUGACAGUAAGUAUCAUGCAGAGCCAUGGUAUCUCGGACGACAGUUGAAAACAAUUGACGAGAGGCUGCUGGCCAUCCAGCCACCCGAUUUUAUCACUAGAACGCCGCGCUCUGUCAGGCAUAGAAUGUAUUGGAAAGCAAGUGAGUUCAGGGCAUGGCUACUUUUUUAUUCUAUUCCAGUACUUUCUGGCAUUCUUCCACUGGCUCAUCUGCAACAUUUUGUCCUCCUCGUCUCCGCCAUCCAUAUGCUGUUGAAGCAGUCUGUGAGACGUCACGAAAUUGAUCUGGCCGAAACUUUUCUUAGUCGCUUUGUUGAAGAGUCCGCAUCACUUUAUGGACCACAGUUUUUAACUUUCAACAUGCACCAGUUAACACAUCUCGGUCUUUCUGCAAGACGUUGGGGCCCCCUCUGGGCAACGUCUGCAUUUCUUUUUGAAGAUAGAAAUGGUGAACUAGUUAGAGUUAUCCAAGGCACCAGGGCAAUCGAUAAGCAACUUGCUACUCUUGUCGGGAUCGGAAAUGCACUUAACUCAAUUGAGCGACGCAUGGAUAAGGGCUCUACUGCAUUUUCUGUCUUGAACAGAAUUCGGAAUGUUCAUUUUCCAAAACAGACUACAGACGGAUCUGUAAAACUCCAUGGACGCCCAUGUCAAGCGAACAGAAAGAUAGCAAGUUUCUUAUCGACCCAGUCUAUGUUCGACAAUGCAUUGAUCUACAAGAGGGCAACGAUUGGUUGUGUCACUUUCACAUCUAGUAUUUAUGAAAACCAGAAACUUAGAAAUAACAGAACAGUCAGAUGUACUACUGAAAACGGUAUUUGCUAUGCAUUCAUUGAGUGCUUUGUGAAGAACAGCAUGGAAGUGUAUGCUGUCCUCAACGAGUUUUUUAUCGAUGAUUCUGAGACAAUAGUACACGAGAGCAUGGACUACUCACUUUCCCAAUUCAUCCCUGUGUAUUCCGCCGACAAUCAGCUUGUCAUUGUCCCCCUUCCCCAAACAGAACUCCACAAGUGUAUUUUUGUUCUCGAUUACAUUGUUUCAACACCGAAUCUGUUUGAGAUGAAUUUGUAA
Ixodes scapularis (black-legged tick) is the source of this 1916-nucleotide messenger RNA. RefSeq lists its product as uncharacterized. NCBI's taxonomy places the organism in Eukaryota, Metazoa, Arthropoda, Arachnida, Ixodida, Ixodidae. The transcript has a single exon. The record is from RefSeq and is a predicted model, not a curated record. The coding region runs from base 132 to 1916 and encodes 594 amino acids.